ACGUGAAGGAGUUGCAGCAGUUCCUAGGCUUCGCUAAUUACUACAACAGGUUCGUGCCACAGUAUGCGAAACUCGCGGCACCACUCACGAAUCUGUUGAAGAAGAACACGCCCUACCAAUGGGAGACGAAGCACCAGGAAGCCGUGGAGCAGCUGAAACAAGCCCUAACAUCCGCACCGGUGCUCAUCUUGCCAGAUCCCGAACGUGACUACGUCAUUGAAGCAGACGCCAGUGAUCAGGCCGUGGGGGCAGUCUUGAUGCAAGACCAGGGGAAUGGACUGCAACCAAUUGCCUACCUCAGCAAGAAACUACACGGGGCAGAACUAAACUACCCGAUACACGAUAAAGAGGCUCUUGCUAUUGUCAUCGCCUUCAAAGCAUGGAGAUGUUAUCUCGAAGGACGCAGAACAACCGUCUACACCGACCACUGCAGCCUGAAAUACUUGAAGACACAACCUAACCUUUCCAGGCGGCAGGUCCGGUGGAUCGACUUCCUCGAGACGCACUUCCACUACGACAUCGUGUACAAGCCCGGCCACAAGAACAAAGCAGACGCUCUCAGCCGGCCUGCACACGUUGCCGCUAUUCAGGCUGAAGGGAUGAAUCCACUACUCAAGGGACUCUUCACACACGGGUACGCCAUCGACCCCGAAAUUCCCUUGGCAGAAAAACGACACCUGCUACAGUGGGACAGUGACAUCGCGUACCGGAAAGGAUCAACGAAAAUUUGGGUACCCAAUUACCCUCCUUUGCGCCAGUUACUACUCAAAGAAUACCACGACGUCCUAUACGCCGGCCACUUCGGUAGCAACAAGACGCUGACCGGUAUCGCGAAGCACUACUACUGGCCCCACUUGGCAGACGACGUUCAGAAGUUCGUCACCUCGUGUGAUACAUGUCAACGGAUGAAGAGCAGUAAGCAGAAGAAAGCAGGACUGCUACAGCCUCUUCCCGUCCCAGAACAACCAUGGCAAGUCGUUAGCCUGGAUUUCAUCACCGGGUUACCACCUACCACCAGCGGUCAUGACGCGAUCCUCGUCGUCAUUGACAAGUUCUCCAAAAUGGGACACUUCAUCCCGACACACACGACAGCACGCACCGAGCAGACAGCACAGCUCUUCGUUCGUCACAUCAUCUCACAGCAUGGCAUCCCAAUCACACUCAUUUCCGACCGAGACCCCAAGUUCACCAGCAAGUUCUGGAAGGAACUUAUGUCUCUGCUCGGCACCAAACUCGCCAUGUCAUCCGCAUAUCAUCCGCAGACAGACGGACAGACCGAGCGCCUUAACCAGAUUGUUGAGCAACUCCUCCGAGCAGCCUGCAAGGACGAGAUCUCCAAAUGGGACUUGCACCUGCCCGUCCUAGAGUUUGCCUACAACAACGCUACACACGCCGCUACGGGACAGACGCCGUUCUUCCUCUGCUACGGACGCCACCCACUCACACCACAGAAACCGCCAACACCAGCAACAGUCCAACCUGCACACGACUUCAUCACAACCAUGCAUCAGCUUUGGGAUCGGACCCAUAAGCGCCUCCUUGACAUUCAACAGCAACAGAAGCGCCAGGCCGAUCGCCAUCGCAACGACCACACCAUCACGGUGGGGGACCAGGUGCUUCUCGACACCCGUAACCUGGACAUCAGCCAUCUCCCAUCUAAACUUCGACCUCGCUUCUGCGGGCCUUUUCUCGUUGAAGCACAGGUCACUCCUGUUACCUUCCGCUUACGCCUGCCAGCUACCUGGAAGAUUCACAACGCCUUCCAUGUCCAACUUCUGAAGCCCUAUCGGGAUCCUAACACGAUCUUCGUCGGACGCCAACCGCCGCCGCCGCCACCCGUCCUCGUCCAAAAUGAACCCGAAUACGAGGUCGAGUCCGUGCUUGCACACCGCCGUCGUCGGAAUGGUACCGUGGAGCUUCUUAUUCGCUGGAAGGGUUAUGAUCCUUCUGAGGACAGCUGGGUCUCUGAGACCGACAUGGGUAACGCCCGUCGUCCUCUGCAUGACUACCUUGUCAAGCAGGGUGUUACUUCUACCACCCAGCUUUGAGGGGGGGAAGUGUGAGAGUAC
This is a messenger RNA of Closterium sp. NIES-67, 2069 nucleotides long. Lineage: Eukaryota; Viridiplantae; Streptophyta; Zygnematophyceae; Desmidiales; Closteriaceae. The record is from the annotation of a GenBank genome assembly.